AGUACUUUGUAGAGUCAAACAAGUUUCAGUACAAGAUAUUGGACUUUUUCCCUCCUCACCUAACUUAGCUUCCUCCUGUCAACCGGAGAACUCGCCGGCAACACCGUCACCAUCACCAUCACCACAACCAAAACCCAGUCACUCUGUUUCUUCCUUCCAACGAAAACAAAAACCAGAGAGAGAGAGAAACAGAGUUUGUUGAAUGGUGUGAGCGGGUUCAGAAUCACAGCGCGCAUGGGAAACUGCAACGCGUGCGUGAGACCAGAGUCGGUAGAAUCGAACCGGACGGCAAGCGAGUCGAACCGGGGGCGGAGGAGGAAAACCAAACCGAACCCAUACUCAGAGUUGGGUGUGGGUGCGGUGGGAGGAACCGAGGCAACGAUCCGGGUCCUGAAGGAUGCGAACCCGCGGAGCCGAAUCUGCGACAAGUAUGUUCUCGGUCGGGAGCUUGGUCGGGGCGAGUUCGGCAUAACCUACCUCUGUACAGACAAGGAAACGAAGCAGGAGCUGGCGUGUAAGACCAUCUCGAAGCGGAAGCUGAGGACGGCGGUGGACGUGGAGGAUAUCCGGCGAGAGGCGGAGAUCAUGUCCACGCUGCCGGACCACCCCAACGUGGUGAAGCUCAGGGCUACCUACGAGGAUGAUGAGAAUGUUCACCUUGUUAUGGAGCUCUGCGGCGGAGGAGAGCUUUUCGACCGGAUUGUUGCACGGGGGCAUUACAGCGAGAGGGCGGCUGCACACGUGGCGAGGACUGUUGCGGAGGUUGUCAGAAUGUGCCAUGCCAAUGGGGUUAUGCAUAGAGACCUUAAGCCUGAGAAUUUUCUCUUUGCUAAUAAGAAAGAGAAUUCAGCUCUUAAAGCUAUUGAUUUUGGACUGUCUGUGUUUUUUAAACCUGGGGAGAGGUUUUCAGAGAUUGUGGGGAGUCCUUACUAUAUGGCACCUGAGGUAUUGAAGAGGAAUUAUGGACCUGAGAUUGAUAUUUGGAGUGCUGGUGUGAUUCUUUAUAUCUUGUUAUGUGGGGUGCCUCCGUUUUGGGCAGAGACUGAACAAGGGGUUGCUUUGGCGAUUUUGAGAGGGGUUAUUGACUUCAAGAGGGAGCCUUGGCCUCAGAUUUCGGAUAGCGCCAAAAGCCUUGUGCGGCAGAUGUUGGAACAGGAUCCUAAGAAGCGCUUAACGGCUGAACAGGUGCUUGAACAUUCCUGGCUACAAAUUGCAAAAAAAGCUUCAAAUGUACCAUUAGGAGAUAUUGUGAGGGCAAGGCUUAGGCAGUUCUCAGUAAUGAAUAGAUUCAAAAAGAGAGCUCUUCGGGUAAUUGCGGAACAUUUAUCCGUUGAAGAGGUAGAAAUAAUCAAAGAUAUGUUUACCUUGAUGGAUACUGACAAAGAUGGCAGAGUAUCAUAUGAGGAGCUGAAGGCUGGUUUGCAGAAGGUUGGUUCAAAAUUGGCUGAGCCAGAGAUAAAGUUGCUGAUGGACGUGGCUGAUGUUGACGGGAAUGGAGUACUUGACUAUGGAGAGUUUGUAGCUGUGACGAUUCACUUGCAAAAAAUGGAGAAUGAUGAGCAUUUCCACAAAGCAUUCAUGUUUUUUGACAAAGAUGAGAGCGGUUAUAUUGAGUUAGGUGAGCUAGAGGAAGCCUUGGCAGAGGAUUCAGGAGAAACUGAUACUGAUGUAUUGAAUGAUAUCAUGCGUGAAGUUGACACUGACAAGGACGGUCGCAUCAGUUAUGAGGAGUUUGUGGUAAUGAUGAAAGCUGGAACUGACUGGAGAAAAGCAUCUAGACAGUAUUCAAGGGAGAGAUUCAAGAGCUUGAGCAUAAAUUUGAUGAAGGACGGCUCGCUUCAGCUUCAUGAUGGGAUUAGUGGCCAAGCUAUUGUGGUUUGAGUACAAAGUUUUUUUUUUCUUUCUGUAACCUUUGUGCUCACCCAGCUUCGCUUUUCCUUUCACCACUUGCUGUUCUUGAAAGUAUGGUUUGUGUAAUCUCUUCGUGAAAGCAAGCAAGUUUUAGGUUAAAGCGUUUUGAAGUGCUGAUUGCUGUGAGUUGGAGUUGGCUUUGAUGUUAGAUGCCUGAAGCAUGCGUUGGAGAAUUGCAUACUGGAGAAGUUUUAUAGCUUGUCAGCAAAAGUUGUGGGGGCACAUGCUGCAGGCCUCAAAAGGUCACAUAUUCUUUGUAUAUCUUUGUCCUGUUAUUAAUCUGAUAAUUUCAUUGGUAAAUGUGAUUUUUCUAAAAGCAUAUGUUUGGUUACCCGGUGAAAUGCUGAGAUACUCUAGAAUUACUUAUGGUUAGAGGCUUUGUAGGCUUAGGUUUUGUAUAUUGGAUUCUGUGUAAAUUGUAUAACCAAACCUGUAUUAGCUUGUGGAUGGAAAACCUGUUUGGAAUGGCGUUGUGAUUUUGUCUCAGUGCUGGCUUUUGGAGAAGUUUAGUUGUCAGCAGGUUAAAGCAAUUCAAUUUGGAUGCCCAUUUUUUCCCCUUUUCA
Lotus japonicus is the source of this 2474-nucleotide messenger RNA. Its product is annotated as calcium-dependent protein kinase 10-like. Gene Ontology annotation, cellular component: nucleus; cytoplasm. Gene Ontology annotation, molecular function: ATP binding; calcium/calmodulin-dependent protein kinase activity; calcium ion binding. Gene Ontology annotation, biological process: intracellular signal transduction; protein autophosphorylation; peptidyl-serine phosphorylation. The transcript has 7 exons. NCBI's taxonomy places the organism in Eukaryota, Viridiplantae, Streptophyta, Magnoliopsida, Fabales, Fabaceae. Bases 235 to 1881 code for a protein of 548 amino acids. The record is from RefSeq and is a predicted model, not a curated record.